Messenger RNA from Homarus americanus (American lobster), 1257 nucleotides. RefSeq names its product neurofilament heavy polypeptide-like. NCBI's taxonomy places the organism in Eukaryota, Metazoa, Arthropoda, Malacostraca, Decapoda, Nephropidae. The transcript is spliced from 5 exons. The record is from RefSeq and is a predicted model, not a curated record. The coding region runs from base 1 to 1257 and encodes 418 amino acids.
AUGGAGUUCCACCAAAGCAGUCAUCACAAAACCCUGCAACGAGACCCUCUGCCAGCUCAAAGAAAACACCAGGGUUGGUUUGAUGAAAACGACCCGGAAAUUGAAGAACUCGUCAAUAGUAAACGUGCUGCUUUCAUCGACUGGCGGAACAUCCCUAAGUCUCGGACCAAAGUUGAUUCCUUCCACGAGAAGAAUUUGGCAGUUGAGCGAGAACUUCGCAGAAAAAUGAAUAAAUGGUGGAAAAAUAAAGCGUGUGAAAUGCAAAAAUUUGCUGGUCAACACAAGAUACAUGAAUUUUUAAAUUCUGCUAUAAAAAUAUAUGGCCCAACUACCCAUGCGCAACACAGUAAGACUCCCACAGCACAACACAGUAAGACUCCCACAGCACAAAACAGUAAGACUCCCACAGCACAAAACAGUAAGACUCCCACGGCACAACACAGUAAGACUCCUACAGCACAAAAAAGUAAGACUCCCACAGCACAACACAGUAAGACUCCCACAGCACAAAACAGUAAGACUCCCACAGCACAACACAGCAAGACUCCCACAGCUCGACACAGUAAGACUCCCACAGCACAACACAGUAAGACUCCCACAGCUCAACAAAGUAAGACUCCCACAGCACAACAACACAGUAAGACUCCCACAGCUCAACAAAGUAAGACUCCCACAGCACAACGCAGUAAGACUCCCACAGCACAACACAGCAAGACUCCCACAGCCGACACACACAAACACAGUAAGACUCCCACAGCACAAACAGUAAGACUCCACAGCACAACACAGCAAGACACAGUAAGACACAGUAAGACUCCCACAGCACAACACAGUAAGACUCCCACAGCUCAACAAAGUAAGACUCCCACAGCACAACGCAGUAAGACUCCCACAGCACAACACAGCAAGACUCCCACAGCUCGACACAGUAAGACUCCCACAGCACAACACAGUAAGACUCCCACAGCUCAACAAACAACAAACAUGCAAAAACCCGACCUUCUCUUCCAACUGUUUCCUGAUACAGACCCAAAUCUCGAGAUAUUUUCACCCUUACCCAUCAACAUUACCUUGGUGGCUUUCCACAUUGCUUCAACAUAUGUCAAAGAUGACCCACUUCCCCAGUACUUCUCCAGCUCUCCUAAGCUUCCUCCAAAUACUCUCCAAUACUCUAUAGCGCUUCAAAAUCUUAUCCAAAGCUUCCACAACGCCCUCAAACCUUUUCGUCAGUUCACAACUCCUCUAAAACUUCUCUAA